This is a messenger RNA of Vanrija pseudolonga, 1994 nucleotides long. It is a transcript of the gene RAD9A, whose product is annotated as Cell cycle checkpoint control protein RAD9A. Gene Ontology annotation, biological process: cellular response to ionizing radiation; DNA repair; DNA replication checkpoint signaling. The record is from RefSeq and is a predicted model, not a curated record. The coding region runs from base 86 to 1906 and encodes 606 amino acids. Lineage: Eukaryota; Fungi; Basidiomycota; Tremellomycetes; Trichosporonales; Trichosporonaceae. Gene Ontology annotation, cellular component: checkpoint clamp complex. The transcript has 7 exons.
UGACAUUGUACUCUCAACCAGCAAAAGAGAGACUGCCCCGCUCACAACGAGCUCAUGCUGAUAGCAGCAACAGCUAUCCAGCACGAUGGAGGCCUCUAUUAAGGGGGAUAACAUCAAAAACUUUGUUCGGCUGUUACAAUGCGCGGCGCGGUACGGCGACGAGCUGUGCAUGCACGCGAACAAGGAGAUUUGGGAGCUCGCAGUGACCAACUCGUCCAAGUCGGCAUUCUCGCUCGUGACGUUGCAGCCGGCCUUCUUCUCCAAGUAUCGGCCACUGGGGAACGCAGCCGAGCAGCGGCGCGGCGUCAAGUGCCAGCUCUACGUCAAGUCCAUCAUCAGCGUGCUUGGCAAGGCGUCGGCAGUGAAGGAGGUCGAGCGGCUCGACCUCAAGAUCCACGAUCCGGACGGCGGGCUGCGCGCGCCAGCAGACGACGAGGACGAGGACGACGAUAUCCGCGUCAACCAUCGCUCGGCGCAGCUCGAGCUCAAGCUCGUGUACCGCCAUGGAAUCACGAAGAAGCAUUUUCUCCACCUGCAGGCGUCCGACUUCCUGCGCGCAAUAGUUGACCCCGACACGACGCCGUCAGGUUUCCAGAUCGCGGCCAAGACACUCCGCGACUGGUUUGACCACUUCACGCUCGCGUUUACCGCGCCGGCCUCGAACAACACGGCCAACGUGCGCGGGGAUACCCAGCUCGCGUGGAUGCUGUCCGAGAACGAGGUGCGCGUCAAGAACCUCAACGGACUGGCGACAAACGCGCUGUCCACGGAGAUCACGCUCGACGUGGCCGAGUUUACAAACUACGAAGUGGUCGGGGGUAAUGGCCGUGUGGACCUCACGCUGCCGAUGAAGGAGUUCAAGGCAACGCUGCAGCUCGCCGAGCAGUUCGGCAUGGACCUCGACUUCUUCUUCUCCGAGGCGACCCAGCCUAUGACGAUCAGCUCGACAUGUUACGGUGCUGACAAGUUUGGCAACAACAAGCUUCUUUUCACGAUCUUCUUCGUCAUCGCGACCUCACCCUGCGACGAGUUUGCGUCGCUGACGAGCACCCCAGCGAACGGCAGCGUGAAGAGAAAGCGCGAGAGCGCGUCCGUGACAGUCAAGACAGAUGUCGACGCACAGAGCCGUAUGGGGAGUGUGCGCCCGCGGCCAAGCUCGAGCAGGCCGCGGACAAGUCUCAGCCUCACCGUCGAGCCACCGGACCGAGGCCCGUCGCAGGUGUCUCUGAGGGGCGCGAACGGGCUGGCGUCGCAGUCGCAGCGGACGCACGCCGCCGAGCCGCUCUUCCUCCCCGGUCCGAGCCAGAGCAUGAGCCAGCGCAUGUCGCAGCAGGAGGCGCUGGAAGCCGCCGGUAUGGACGACGUCGAUCUCGAGGCCAUGAUGGAGGACGCUGAGGCCGAGGUCUUGGACGAUCUUGGUCUUGACGACGACGAAGACCAUGCGCCAGCCGACUGGAGCGACGUCGGGGACGCGACGUUUGCCGCAGGGCUUAAUGCCGCGCAAAUGUCGACACCACGCGACGCGUUCCGACCUGCAGCAGAGAGCCAGACACUACGCGCGCCGUCGCAGCGAGUCCCGUCGCCGGUGAGGCCACCAUCCGGCCAGCCACCACAGCGCCGCUCGGCUUCGCCCGUCAAGCCGCCGCCACCACCACAACGCCGCUCAACGUCGCCAACCAAGGCCGUGGUGGACAACAACCCUGCGCCGCCGCGUGCCCCACCCAGGGGCCGGUCGGAGGCGCCGUCGCGGGAUCGGAGCGGGAGUCGGAGCCGGAGCCGGCCAAGGAGCGACGAAGAGCUGGGCGACGACGACGACGACGACGUGCCUGCCCUUGGUCCGACGCAGGCGGGUGGGGCAAACAGGUCCUACGGGCGACAGUUCGAAAGCUUCUUUGACGACGACUAACAAUGCGGCUCAGCCGCCAUCUCACCACCAGCAUUGCACCGACACCACACCACAUUCGAUGACCAGCAUCUCACAUGCAAUUAGGCCU